This is a messenger RNA of Ficedula albicollis (Collared flycatcher), 958 nucleotides long. It is a transcript of the gene SDF2, whose product is annotated as stromal cell derived factor 2. The record is from RefSeq and is a predicted model, not a curated record. The annotation marks the transcript as partial. The transcript is spliced from 2 exons. Lineage: Eukaryota; Metazoa; Chordata; Aves; Passeriformes; Muscicapidae.
GGGGUGCGGGGCCGCACGGCAGCCGUGUGCCAGCGGGGCACGCCGGUGCGCUGCGGGCAGGCCAUCCGCCUCACGCACCUGGGCACCGGCCGCAACCUGCACAGCCACCGCUUCACCUCGCCGCUCUCCGGGAACCAGGAGGUGAGUGCAUUCGGGGAGGCCGGCGAGGGCGACUACCUGGACGACUGGACAGUGGUGUGCAGUGGGACCUACUGGGCACGGGACGGUGAGGUGCGCUUCCAGCACACCUCCACCGACGUCUUCCUCUCGGUGACCGGGGAGCAGUACGGGCGGCCCAUCCACGGGCAGAAGGAGGUGCACGGCAUGGCCGCCUCCAGCCAGAAUAACUACUGGAAGGUGAUGGAGGGCAUCUUCAUGCAGCCCAGCGAGGCUUUCCAAAUGGAGCAGUACCAUGCUGAGUUGUGAGGGACAGACAGACUGAUGCUGAGCCUCUGGGCGCUGCUCUGCUGUUUUUGGGACUGCUGAGUGCAGGGCAUGGCUCCUGUCCCCACCCUGGGACUGACACACACCACUGACACAGGGCCCAAGCACAAAGCAGAUCCCAGUGUCCUCAAUUCCAUGUGGAGCAGAUUCUGUUGUCCCAAAUCUGACACUAAACACGUUCCAGUGUCCAGACCUGACCCCAAAGCAGCUGCCAACAUCCUAAAACCACUACAAAGCAGAUCCCAAUGUCUAGACCUGACCCACAACAGAGCCCAACAGCCUAGAUUGGCACAAAGUGGGUCCAAAAGUCCCAAAUUAGCACAAAGCCAAGCCAAACAUCCAGACUUGACUUAAAAUAAAUUCCCAAACUCCUAACCUGUCCCUUUGCAGCCCACUCUGUCCAAGGACCCACCCCUUAAAGGAUUGCUAUCCCUGGGAGCUGUACCCCUUGCUGUACCCCAAACUGCUCCUCGUGCCCUGCAAGGAGCUGGGGCCAUAAAAGUGCUGAACUCUG